Molecule: messenger RNA, 3973 nt
Organism: Eublepharis macularius
Lineage: Eukaryota; Metazoa; Chordata; Lepidosauria; Squamata; Eublepharidae
Gene: TGIF2
Product: TGFB induced factor homeobox 2
Exons: 3
Coding region: 118-1014 (298 amino acids)
Biological process (GO): regulation of transcription by RNA polymerase II
Molecular function (GO): RNA polymerase II cis-regulatory region sequence-specific DNA binding; DNA-binding transcription factor activity, RNA polymerase II-specific
Source: RefSeq, a predicted model, not a curated record
AGAGAGAAACUUUUUGUGUGCUCCUCGAGUCGCCGGCCUUCCGAUCGCUUCUGGCCGUGGGUGCCGAGGGACCCCUCUCCUUUGGGCUUAUCCGGAGCUUUGUCCUUUGAUCACCCCAUGGGAAUGAUCCGGAGGAGGAGACCGGGGGAUAAGAGCGGCGAUGUACCGCGGCAGAAAACAUGGAGUCCCGGCCUGAAUCAGGACAGAUCUGCCAGCAGUUCCACCAUGUCAGACAGCGACAUAGGGGAGGAAGAUGGAAUCGUAUCUCUGGAUCUGUCACAAGCUAGCAAGAGGAAGCGAAGGGGCAAUCUUCCAAAGGAGUCAGUGAAGAUUCUUCGGGAUUGGCUGUACGAGCACAGGUUCAAUGCGUAUCCAUCUGAGCAAGAGAAACUUAGUCUCUCUGGACAGACAAACCUUUCUGUUCUCCAGAUCUGCAAUUGGUUCAUCAAUGCCAGGCGCAGGCUUCUGCCCGACAUGCUGCGGAAGGACGGCAAGGACCCUAACCAGUUCACUAUUUCUCGCCGAGGUGCCAAAGCCAGUGACAUCACUCUGCCUCGUGGAGCCAUCACCAGCUCCGGCUUGUUGGUGGUGCCUCCUGCCACUGCAGCCACCGCCACCUCCAAGGUGCUGUCCAUGUGCCCCUCCAUGAUCUGCCAUGCAGCGCAGCCUCUUGCCACCAACUUGACUGUGGUAACGAGUGAGCAAGAGAAGCAGUCUGCGUUCCAACGGGUGGAGCUGGAUUCUCACCCGAAGCAGCCCCAGCUGAGCGCUAUGGGUAACACUCUGGCCCUGCUGACGAGAGCAGAUGCAGCCAGUCCCACAAAUGGACUUUUCAACACACCACCUCCAACGCCGCCUGAACUCUUUGGAGAGGACUUUAGUAGCUUCCAGUUGCUGGUGGAGGUCGCUUUGCAGAAAGCAGCCGAGCUUGACUCAGAGAGGUUGAAUGGGCAGCUGCCCCCCUCACUGCAGAGGGACUCUCCCACUGCUCUCCUCUCUGGAAAUGCCAAAUAGACUGCUCCAGCCUAGUUGCUCCUUGGAGGGUCUCCUUUCUUCUUCCAGGUUCUUUUUUUAGGUUGGCUUCUGCAGUGAGGGGUCACCUACCAGAUGUUAACACUGUGAUACGGCUUCCUCUUAAUCAGGAGUAUGGCCGAAGAAGCCUGCCUUGUUUUGGCGCAGCACUGCCAGCUCAUCUCUGAAGCAAGCCACUUGACUUGACCUUAUGAAAAUCUUCCCUCAGAGAACAGAAUUCAUUGACAGAAAUGCUUUGGAUCCCACAAGCACCCGCCUCAUGAACCCAUGUGGCGGUCACUGUCUUUGGCCAGAGGCACCUGAAUCACGCACAGAUGGUUCUUAAAAGGACUCAGUUGUUCUGAGAGAACAUUGUCGCUGGUUGAUAUUUUAUUACUGUGACUAGUUUUGCUGUGGAAGACUUGUGCAUAAUCCUUCCCUCACUUCCCCCCCACCCAAUGCUAAGUGACUUUAUGGAAAAGAACAAGAAAGGGCCUCUCUGGUAAUGGAGAGGGGACAUCAAAAACCAAGUAUUUUUUUUAAAAAAAAAAAUCAAGAAAAAAUUGUGUGUUUUCCUGUCAGACCUUUCUGAUGUGUGUUGCUUUUUGAGGAUUUUUUUUUUUGAGACGCGUGUGUGUUUUUGUUGAACUGUGGCAUUUCUUUGCAACAUACUCUCAGUAUGGUGUGAUUGUCAGUGGCUGGUUCCUUGCUUCACAUCCUGUGAGAGUCCCUGUGACGAUCAGAUGACCUGGAAAUGUUAAUAGUCAGUGGCAUUGUUUCUCCACAUAUCCACGGGGGGAACAGGGGGGGGGGGAAUACAUCGCUGCAAAUAUUGAUGCCAGUAAAAUGUGUAUGGUGCUGUUGAACAAUUUUGUAGGUGCUGGCAGAAAGGUACUUGUUUGGGGGGACCCGUUCUUCUCUCUGUGGUGCUCUUCCCUCUGUUUUCUGCUAAAUGGUAUCAGAAAUGUGCAAAUGUGACCACAGAACAGGGAGGUCUGUGGUGGGACAGUGCUGACCAAAAGCAGUAGAGGGCAUUUCAGCAGGGGGGUGGGAUAGGACGUAACAUUGCAGACUGUGAAAUUGCUUUAACCCCCCCCCCCUUCUUUGGAUUGUCUACUGUCUUGCAAGCAAAAUGUGCCUUGCACAGGGGCAUUCCCUGGAGAUCCGAGGUGUCUUUAAGGAUGCGCUGACAAAAACUACCUAUCGCAAACGCAUCCCAGUUCUUUGUAUCCUUGUUUUCGUCAUGCUGAAUGUAGUUACUCCUUUGCUGAUGGAGCAAGGGCGCUCUCUAGAGGCCAGGAAGGGAAGUUGAACUGAGCAGGGUCUUCCUUGAUGAAUCACAACUCCUCUGGCAGGCUAAAGUGGACCCUGAAAUCACUCUGUGAAUUAUUUGAAAUGUACAGCAUAUCUGCAGCCAUGAUAGAAUUUUGAACUCAGCAGUAGCACAGAGUUCCGUAUUAGAGAAAUAUGCCUUGGGUUUAGGGGAGGAACGCUGGGGUUGGUUGCUAGUUGCUUGUUCAACCGUUAUGACAUCCAUCUUUCAUUGCAUUUAUAUUGCCUUUGGCCUGAGACCAGGAGUCUGCAAAACAUGGAGUAACCUGGGUGACAUGAUCAGUUGCCUGUUUUGAAUAGUGCUGUUCCACUGUAAAUGUAAGUUAAAUAGUGAUAUAUAUAUAUAUAUGUGUGUGUGUGUGUAUAUAUAUAUAUAUACAUACACCUGUAUAUCUAUCCUGAGAAACACUAAUUUUAGUGGGCCUUAGCCUAAUUUUUAUGUUGCAUGAAUAGUAAAGAUAAGCUCAGCAGAAUGCAACUUUCAGAUUUUUCUUUUGAAGCCAGGUGUAUGAACCUGAUCUUGAUGAGAGUCUUGUGGAUAAGGGAGGCAAGCAGUGAGUACAUUAGGGAACUGGAACCAGAAGGACAAGAUGACCUCAAUUUUUUUUUUUACUAUAAUUCAAAAUGUGCCUUCUUUUUUCAGCAAAACAUGGAUUUAAGGGCUAAGUUUGGUGCGCACAAUAGCUGCUGCUGCUGGGCAAACUGUUACCUCCUCCUUGGCCAUUUCAACCUUUAAUCGCAAUCCUAAGCAGAGUUACGCCCUUCUAAGUCCAUUGACUUAAAUGGAGUUACAAGGGUGUAACUCUGCUUAGUUUCGCACUAUUAGUCUCUGUGUAACUGUGCCAGUUUAAAAAGCUGCCCUUCUUAAUGCUAAGUGUGAAGCCUCACAAAAUGCCCAGGUGUUGCUUGCAUCACAAACUGCAAGAGACAGUUUAAAGUGCAAAGACGUGCAUCUGGAAAGACCUUCCUUUAGCCAGGAUGUAUAUGGAUGUAUAUAUUGGUUUUGUCUCUCGUGCAGGGGACUUUGAUUAGAUGGCAAUGAUUAAUUUGGCCAUGCGCAUCUUCUGUUUUCCAUCCCCCUUGGUUUCUGAAUGGUGACUGAUGGCACCUUCCCUGUGCCCGUCAGAAACAGUUGCAAAUGCACUGCUCUUCACUUUUUGGAUGGUAGGCUCAAGACUCUAGUUUGCUGGCUUCUGUCUGCCUAGAAUUGUGUGUCUCAGUCUCUGGCGGCAUGUGGAUUAUGCACCAUUGAAAUCAGUAGGCCAAGCAGUGGUCCCAGUUCAGCUAUUCCUGCUUGGGGAAAAUUAGUUGCAGCCAAGUCAGACUCUGCUGGCUUUCAAGGGAACGUAAGCUUUAUUUGGGUUGCGGCCAGUGUGUUCGGAUCAUGCCUUCAGUUAAUAAAAUGGAGGACGCCUCCUUUCCCAGCACUAAUGAGGGCUCUAAGCAGCCCCAGAGCUGCUGUGUGUAGUCUCAAGUUCCAGUUCCCACAAUGCACUGCUUCUUCGAUGAUACAGUGGCUACACUGCUAUACCUUUUUUUUUUGUCUGAACAAGGUGGAGACCCUGUUUUAGAUGGGAUGGAAAGUUUAAAAAGAAAGCAAACAGAAAAUAUUCUUUUGCCUGAAGUUUAU